AUGUAUUAUAUAAAUGAAAUUCCAUAUUUUUCAUUCAAAUAUCAUUUAUUGUUGCAGAGAAACAUAAACAUAGCGAAUUUUAUAAAAGAGUUCAACGAAAAGACUGCAGAUAUAAAAGAAGGAAUUCCCGUACCAGUAAGGGUGAAAGUCCAUCCAGACAGAACGUACGAUCUAGUUAUUCACCAGCCACCAGCGACAUAUUUCCUAAAGCAGGCAGCAGGAAUCCAACGAGGAGCCAUGAAUUCAGGCAAGGAAAUCGCUGGAAAAGUAACUCUGAGACACCUAUACGAGAUAGCAAAAAUAAAAUCACAAGAUGGACCUUUGACAUUGCUGACUAUGCAACAAAUCACCCAGAUGCUCGUUGGCAUUGCUAGAACGAUCGGAAUCAAGGUUGUUCGAAAUUUGGACGCCGAUGAGUAUGGAGAAUUCCUAAAAGAACGGGAGGUCAUCGUCGCAGAGCAGAAAAACGCGUUGAGGGAAGCCAAAGAAGCGAAAAUGCUGCGAACAGGAUAAUGAGUUCUAAAUCUCCAUCAAAUCUGCAUUUUACGAAUUCAAUCAUUACCUUCUUUUCCAGAUUUGUUUCGUUAUAAAAUCUGUACAAAUCGAGUGUUGUUUAAUUUUUCUUUUCAAAGUUUGUAAGUAUGAUUAAAUAUGGAAUUACCUUACUCCGAGUAUCCACAAUGUUCAACGUCUAAGAACUUCCCAAAAAUAUUCCCUAGUAUUCUCCUCCUUUUCGAUUGAAAUUCAUUCGCUUUUACCUCACGCUGAAACGAUUAUAGAAUUAUUGAUCGAUAUUAGCAAAAAAUAUUAAAAAUAGUAAAUAUUA
Molecule: messenger RNA, 826 nt
Organism: Fopius arisanus
Lineage: Eukaryota; Metazoa; Arthropoda; Insecta; Hymenoptera; Braconidae
Gene: mRpL11
Product: mitochondrial ribosomal protein L11
Exons: 3
Coding region: 1-513 (170 amino acids)
Biological process (GO): translation
Cellular component (GO): mitochondrial large ribosomal subunit; ribosome
Molecular function (GO): large ribosomal subunit rRNA binding; structural constituent of ribosome
Source: RefSeq, a predicted model, not a curated record